Messenger RNA from Alligator sinensis (Chinese alligator), 1524 nucleotides. RefSeq names its product putative nuclease HARBI1. The record is from RefSeq and is a predicted model, not a curated record. Bases 110 to 661 code for a protein of 183 amino acids. The transcript has 2 exons. NCBI's taxonomy places the organism in Eukaryota, Metazoa, Chordata, Crocodylia, Alligatoridae.
CCCCGGCGGCUUCCCCGGCGUGCUGGGGCUGGUGGGCAGCCUGCAUGUGGCGCUGCGGGCGCCCUCGGAGAACGAGCUGGCCUACCGCAAUGCCCGCAACUACCACUCCAUGAACAUGCAGCUGGUGUGCGACGCCCGCGGCGCCAUCACCAACGUGGUGGCCAAGUACCCGGGCUCCUGCCCCAACGCCGCCGUGCUGGAGAACUCCGCCCUGGCCCGCCUGCUGGAUGGCACCCGGCCCGACGGGCUCUGGCUGCUGGGCGACCGCAGCUACCCGCUGAAGACGUGGCUGAUGACGCCCAUCCUGUUCCCGUGCAGCGCGGCCGAGGAGCGCUACAACGCGCGGCACCACGAGGCGCUGGCCGUGCUGCGCCAGACCUGCGCCCUGCUGCGGCGCCGCUUCCGCUGCCUGGACAAGGCCAGCGGCUCCCUGCAGUACGCGCCCCAGAAGGUCUGCCAGAUCUUCCUGGCCUGCUGCAUCCUGCACAACAUCGCCCUGGGCCGCCGCAUGCCCCUCGACCUGGCUGAGGCCGAAGCCUCGCCCGACGGGCCCGAGGCCGAGCCCGACCUGCCCGUGCAGAUGCCCUUUGUGCAGAUCUCUAGCGAGGCCCGGGCUGUGCGGGCCCGCAUCGUCCAGCAGUUCAAGGACGCCCUCACCUAGGCCCCUGCUCUCGACCCUCUCGGACUUGUCCCCGCAUGGACGGUUCCCUGGCCCCGAAGCGCCGUCGGGUGCCCGUGGGGAGAAUGGAGAGGAGUGACCGGACAGAGGCCCCGGCCCCUACUGCAGAGGAGAGAAGUGGGAAGUGGAGGGGAGGGGGGUCCUGUGGGGUGGAAGGCACUGCAGCCCCUCUGGCUGGGUUGCAGCCCUCUCCUUGGCCCAGACUCCCAAGCUAAGUGCCACGGGGUUGCCACCGUGAUUCUCCAGCCGCCGCGUGGGGAUUGUCUGGGCAGUGUGGGAGGUCAGUACAGUCCCUCUGCUUGGCUUGGCCAUGUCCCCAUGGGGCUCAGAGCCAGGGCCUGGCCCAGGGUAGGUCGGAGGCCUCCCCUGGCCCUGCAAGGAGGGGAGGGGGGAGGCCAGUGGGGCAAGCGGGACCAUUUUCUUUCUUUUUUUCUGGAGGGGGGAAGAAAUAAACGUAUUUUCCUAGGGCAAAAGCUGGCUGUGGUGUUAUGAGUGUGUGGGCACCCUGGGGGUGGGGAUCUGGGCCAAGUCUAGGGCACGUGUGACAGGGCUGAAGAAACCCACCCAGGAGCAAAGAUGCCCCAUGGCCAGCCACAUGGCAGGGUUUUGCCUAGAAGGGGGUGUGAGUGCCAGGCCCAUCCCAUCAUACCCCACCUCCAAGGGCAAGGAGCAGGCAGCUGUUGGCAUUUUCAGUGCAUUUAUUGACAGUUUGGCAUGUGCCCAGCAGGCUUUGGGGACGCCAACCAACAACAUCUGUGGCCCACUUGCCCCUGUCACUGCAGCGAAGGAGGGAGCAUGGUGCCUCCACCCACCUGUGCCAGGGGUGGGAGCCUGGACAGCCCCCC